Pelobates fuscus (common spadefoot toad) is the source of this 3470-nucleotide messenger RNA. RefSeq names its product zinc finger protein 513 (gene ZNF513). Gene Ontology annotation, cellular component: nucleus. Lineage: Eukaryota; Metazoa; Chordata; Amphibia; Anura; Pelobatidae. The coding region runs from base 115 to 1740 and encodes 541 amino acids. The transcript is spliced from 4 exons. Gene Ontology annotation, biological process: positive regulation of transcription by RNA polymerase II. The record is from RefSeq and is a predicted model, not a curated record.
CACAGACCGGAAGUGAGAGAGAUUUAUCAGAAAACACGUGAAUCCUCGAACUUGCAGGAGGAACGUAAAACCGGAAAUACCGAGCGGCAACCGGAAGUACGAUCUGCGCGAACCAUGCCCCGCCGGAAACAGCUAAACCCCCAGCCGGUUAAAUGGGGCAGCGAGGACCCACUUGACACAAAUCCGAACAGCUUAGUAUUGGAGCGUGAUCUGCUUCUUGGACAUGAGCAGGAAUUCUCUGACAGCAGCGAUCGAUUCCUUUCUUUCUCCAAGGACUCAGAGGAUUCUGUGGUGUGCAAGAUGGAGAUGCCCUGUUACUCUCUGAGUGAAGAUGAAUACUCUGUGUACCACCCACUCUGCGCAGAGAGUGAUCCUGAGGAGGUGUCUCUAGGAGAAAAAAAAUCUCCUUGCGGGCAGUGUGGGACUCAUUUAGGUGGUGCGUCACGCUGUCUGGACUUGGCACUUGGCCGUCGCAGUUUGCCUUUCUUCAAGUCCUCUUCCUCUGUGUGUGGGUCUCCAUCUCCUUUAGAAACCACAACGGAAUUGGCUUCACUGGGACAAAAGGAACGGCUACUCUUUCCCUGCCAAUUGUGCUCAUUCUCCACCCACUACUCGAGCCAUCUGAAACGCCAUAUGAAGACCCACAAUGGAGAGAAACCCUUUCGUUGCCCUUACUGCCUCUAUGCCUCUGCACAGCUAGUCAACCUGAAACGUCACCUUCGCACACACACUGGGGAGAAACCCUUCCGCUGCGAUCACUGCAGUUUCUCCUGUAGUAGUCUUGGCAACCUGAAGAGGCAUCAGCGAGUCCAUACACAGGAGAAGCCCUACUCUUGCAACUUGUGUUCUUACCGUUGCAACCAAAGCCGCAACCUGAAAAGACAUGUAUUGGGCCACCGUAGGAGAAGGCAGCGUCACGAAUCCAGGAUAGAUGGGGAGGAGGAGGAGGAAUGUGAACCUAGCUCAAAGAAUGCAGAUGUGGCUGUCCUUGCUCUCCCAGUCACCUCCAGUGCACUUGAUAAUUUUCUGCCAACCAGUGUUCAUAUGAACUGUGCCACUUCACCCUCAGCCCCUCCCCCUCGCCCUGAUGAUGGCCUCCCAGAGCUACUCUUUCCGUUCACAUGCCGUUUCUGUGGGCUGGUCUUAGAUGAAGGAUGCCCCCUAGAUGAUGAUGACGAUGAUGGAGUAGCAGAGGGACAGUCUUGCUCUCGUUGUAGUGCUUCUGAUCCUGAGAGUCCUGGCAAAGGGUUUUCCUGUGGUUUGUGCUCUUUUGUUACUCAUUACCCCAACCACCUCUCUCGACAUAUGAAGACCCACAGUGGUGAAAAACCCUACAAAUGCCAGCUAUGCCAAUAUGCUUCUGCCCACUAUGACAACCUUAAGCGUCACCAACGAGUACACACAGGUGAGAAGCCCUACAAAUGCCAGCUGUGCGACUAUGCCUGUGGUAAUCUUGCAAACUUAAAACGCCAUGGCCGCAUCCACACAGGCGACAAGCCUUUCCGCUGUGGUCUCUGCAAAUACAGCUGUAAUCAAAGUAUGAACCUUAAACGCCACAUGCUCCGACAUACUGGGGAGAAACCCUUCCGCUGUAUGCAGUGCCACUACACUACUGGACACUGGGAUAACUACAAACGCCACCAGAAAACUCACGGCCACUCUGUGGAGGGCUGGGUUAACCCUCAACGCAGUUUCAAAAAUAUAUCAAAUCAAUCUGCUGGGUUAGGUAAGAGCAGAUGACUGUCGGCAUUGCUUUUUUGAGGGAUUCAGAGGUUGAACACUGGAACAUGAUAAUCUAGAAUGGUUUACAGCACACAUAGUAUAAAACAACCUUUAAUGUAAACAGUGUAUGUGCAGUUUCACAAAGUAAUAUUAUAUAUUGGUUGUGACAAAUUGUUUUGGAUGUAAUAAAAACAUUACAAAUGUAGAAAUGCUGGAAAGAGCAUGGUCAUCUAUGUAACGUGCAGCAAAGUCAUCUGUCCCAAAUACUGGUUUCUCAUCCUAAGGUGCAUUCUGCUCUUCUAGGACAUGUAAAAAAAAAUAUAUAUAUAUAAUAAUAAUAAUACAGCUCUCUGUAGUGGUUAUGCUUUAAUUCAUUUUUUGACAAUUAGUUUUUAACAAAAAUACACUCAGAUUUUUUUGGAUGAUUUUAUUAUUGAAUGGCAAUAAUAAUGAGUGCUGGGCUAGUCUUUAAUUGUCAUGAUGCUUAGAAUAUUUAGACAAAGCUUACCUAGAGGUAGAUUGCAUGUCUUACACACACCUAGUGUGCAAUAUGGGAAUAACAAUAUAAUCCUAAAAUUGAAAUGUUACCUAUUCUAACAUGGACAAGGGCUUGACAGAUACCCCCACCAAACUGAACAAAUGCUACUAUUACACAUAUCUAAAUGCAGACAAGAACCUACCUGUUGGCCCAUCUUAGCACAGAUAAGCAGUGACUUAUUUGACAACCCGCCUUAAUUCAUAUCAGUGCUUUGACUACUCCGUUGGCCAUCUAAACCCAGACAAGCACUGACUAAUCCGUGGACCAUUCUCCGCUCAAACGAGCGCUCAAUGAUUCAUUGACCUGAAUCAGCCCUGUGACUGCUCUGUUGGACCACCUCAACCCUGGCCAAUCAUGAGACUGAUCAUUUGCCCAUCUCAAUCCUGGAUUUGUCAAGUCCCUUUUCAUUGAGGUAUUUGUUACUUACCCAUAAUGCUGCAUUUACCCGCAUAAGCUGUUUUUGUAGGUGUCAACCCAUCCCCACUUGGAUGAACACUAACUGCUCAGUCAGCCCAUCUAACCCAGAAGAGCACUGACUAAUCUUUUGUCCUGUCUUAAAUAGAACAAGAGAUGACUGAUCCAUUGGCCUAUGUGAACCUGGACAAUUGCAAACCUUUUGGCUCACUCAUUGCUCUAUGAACAAACUGUGAACCAUUGCUGAGCUUUAGUUUUAGGCGUCUGCCAGCUUUCUAGCAAGUCUCGCCCCAAACAAGUAGUUACCUAUCAGCUUAUCUCAACUAGUGACUCCCGUUUCAACCUGUAAGAGCAGUCAUCAGUCCUUCAUCACAACUGCACUGGCCUGUCUUGAUCCAGACAUGCACUGUCCUGUCAACUUGUCCAACCUGGACAAGUGCUUACAACUCCAUCGACCCAUCUGAACCCUGACAAAUGCAAACCUUUCAACCUGGACAAGUGCUGGUGAAUUGAGGCCCCUCCUUGCUCCAAGACGAUUAAUGAUCCAUCAGGCCUACAACUGACUUGUGUUGGCAAAUGGCUUUGUCUGAACCUGGACAUGCAAUGUGAUGUCUGAAUAUGAGCUGCUGUAUUGUAUUUGCAAUUACUUGUUCCCUUUGUUGGAGGGAAGGAGUUUCUUGUCCAUGUAGGCUCUUUAAAUACAGGAGCUGGUAUGUUUUGUAAUCAGUGUGCUUUUGUAUUAUUGAUAAAAUUGUCAUCUAUUGUUUUUAUUCCUCCUCUAAUCUGGUGAAUGUAG